AUGGGUAUCAAAACACUGUUUCCAGCUUCCAGCCAGAAGCCUCGAUCCCAGUACUCCAUUGCAGGAAAUAUUGGAUCUGGCAAGAAGACCGGCUUCGGCCCCUUUUCUGGAUCUGACAUUGCUGACAAUUUCACCAUAAAAACUUGGCUCCUGUUGGGCGGCGCCAUUCAGAUCCUUCUCUCUUUCAUCUUUCCUCGAUCUUAUCUCGCCUUCCCUGUCCUGCUCGUCUUGGGGUGGAACAUCGUCGACGCUUUCUUGAUGCACUUCGGUCUCAAAAAGAACGUCUGGGCCGAGGGCGUCAUUGACGGCAAAUGGAGCGUGGGCUAUCCUUCCGAAGGAGAGACAGAGGUGGUUCACGGCAACCCUGGCGAGAAUGGCCCACGCGCAGUCAUGAUUCUCGGAGCAAGGAGUAAUUCACCAAUGGGCUUAUUUGCUGACGGUUAUAAGGAAGUAGCCGAUCGGUUUCGGGACAUGCUUGUACAACUAGAGGACACGCGAGAAGAAAGUGGCUUCAUGGGCAUGUCGACUUGGAUCAAUGGGGGCGAACGAUCCACAAGCAAUGAGCUCGCCACCAUUUCCUACUGGCGCUCGAUCGAGGACAUUCACAACUUUGCGCUGUCGCCCAUCCAUCGUGAGGCCUGGAACUGGUGGAACGACACCGUGUCAAAGCACAAGCACGUCGGCAUCAUGCACGAAAUCUUUGCUCUCCCCGAGCGUCAGGGCUGGGAGGGUAUCUACAUCAACUACCACCCGACGGGGCUGGGAAUGACGACGCGACCAGUCGAGGCAGCCGAAAAGGGAGGCGAGAAGGUUUGGAUCAACCCUAUCGUGGAUGCCAGCCGGGGUGUCUACCGAACAAGUCGGGGACGGAUGAGCAGGGGAGACCCCGAGGGGAAGAGCAACGACAAGGUGGCCAAGAAUCCCUAUGGUCAGGCUGUCCUCGUGAACUAG
Molecule: messenger RNA, 951 nt
Organism: Fonsecaea monophora
Lineage: Eukaryota; Fungi; Ascomycota; Eurotiomycetes; Chaetothyriales; Herpotrichiellaceae
Exons: 4
Coding region: 1-951 (316 amino acids)
Source: RefSeq, a predicted model, not a curated record